AUGGAUGAAAAAGGUUGUCGUUUAACAAUUCAUCAUCAACAAAGUGUUUUAGCCAAGAAAGGGGCCACAAGAGUACAUUUACAGUCUGCGGAGCAUGCAGAAAAUGUAACUAUCGCGGGAUGUGUAAAUGCACUUGGUAAUGCUAUACCUCCAAUGAUCAUCUUUAAAGGCAAACGUCUAAAGCCGGAACUGUAUGACAAUUUACCGCCAGGUUCUUUAAUCCAAAAAUCAGCAAAAGGAUAUAUGACUAAUGAACUUUUCAAAGAGUUUUUGAAACAUCUUGCGAAGUUCAAGACUUCAGGAGAGUGUCUUUUAAUAUUCGAUGGAGCAGCUUGUCAUUUAGAUUUGUCGAUUGUCGAUCUAGCUGAUUCACUUGGUAUAUAUUUAUACUGCUUACCAUCGAACACCACUCAUGAACUUCAACCUCUUGAUAAAGAUGUUUAUCGUUCAUUUGAACAUCACUGGGAUGCUGAAGUUUUAUUAUUCUUGGAACAGAACCCAGAUAAAAAACUCACUAAAUCACGGUUCAAUAUCAUUUUAUCAAAAGUUUGGUCCAAAUGCAUGACUCAGAGUAAUAUAACAAGCGGCUUUCAAGCAACUGGUUUGUAUCCUUUUAAUCCCAAUGCUAUUCCAGAAAUCGCAUUCGGUCCAUCUACUGUGACAGAGGUACCAGCAAGUCUUACACUUGAUACUGUGGAUGAAGCCAAUUUACAAUCCUAUAAUUCUUCAACGCUUCUGGCACUCGACAAUGUCAACAAAGAAAAUUUACAACCUUCUAAUUCUCUAAGGCUCCUUGCGAUUGAUAGUGCUCAUGAAGAAAAUUUGCAACUUCUUGGCUCUCCCAAGUCAACAAACCAGAAACCCAGUAAAUCAUCAAAUGACCAAGUUUCCUUGGUAUCAAAAUAAAAAAAAUAAUUGAUGAGCUCUCAAUUGAACCUACUAGAAGUACUGCUGCAGUCCUAAGUAACUCCAGUUUAAACAAUGGUGAAGUUAGUUAUGCAUCAGAACCUCAGCUCAAAGAAACUUCAUUCUAUGAGCUCAUGCCUUCGCCUCUUAAACGUUUGGAAAAAACUCAAAAAAAAAGAAGAAAAGCUAUUAAUUAUCGAGAGACUCCAGUUACGAAAGAGCUGUUCGACAAAGUCGUUGAGAAAAAGAAAAAAAUUUCAGACCCGAAGAAGAAAAAAACAAAAACUGUAAAUAAAUUUAAUUUCAGAGAGCAAAAGAGCUGGUAUUGUCAUUGAUGUGAAGAAGAUGAGAUAGCUGAUAUGAGG
Messenger RNA from Cotesia glomerata, 1271 nucleotides. Its product is annotated as MFS-type transporter clz9-like. Gene Ontology annotation, molecular function: DNA binding. The record is from RefSeq and is a predicted model, not a curated record. The transcript is spliced from 2 exons. Lineage: Eukaryota; Metazoa; Arthropoda; Insecta; Hymenoptera; Braconidae. Bases 1 to 906 code for a protein of 301 amino acids. Gene Ontology annotation, cellular component: nucleus.